Messenger RNA from Procambarus clarkii (red swamp crayfish), 1090 nucleotides. NCBI's taxonomy places the organism in Eukaryota, Metazoa, Arthropoda, Malacostraca, Decapoda, Cambaridae. The record is from RefSeq and is a predicted model, not a curated record.
AAGGUCACACCACCAGAUAACACAUAAUUAACAUACCUCGUGCGAUGGAGCCAAAUAUUCGCCACAUCAUUUACCAGGGAUAAUCCUGUACAGGCCCUACGCCUCUGGCUGUGAGUGAAGGAGCCGGCCGACGGCAGUUCCAAAGUGAAGAAAGUUGAAGUGUUCGUUAUUACUUUGGUUGUCGUCUGACACUUCACCCUUCAAGAUAUGGAUAUCAAACAUCGGGAGAUAGCACAGUGGCUGAAGGAGGUGUAUGGGAAGGAACACGUCCCUCCUUAUGAGAAGACCGAAUCCUCCAUCAACAUACUUCAUCACCUGAUGACGGCAAGUAAAUGCUCGGAAGGAAAAGCCAAACUUCUAGCUUCAGAUUACACCCUAAAAGCUAAUGAAUACAAUGCCGAAGCCAAGCAGUUGAGCAAAUGGCUGGAAUCUGUGAAAAUCCAGGAGAAAAUAUUAUCCCCGGAAGGUCAGAAGGGACUCUCAGCUCUGCAUGAUACGGCACAGAUUCUUGAUAUCCAGACCACGACAAGUACCAACAUUAUUCUAGCCAUGAAUCAGCUGGAGAUGGAGUACAUGCAGGUGACGAAUGAGCGGGAACAAGAGAGAGAGAGAUUUUCUCGGUUCUUAGUGAUGAGCCAGGAGCUCUCUCACAAACUUAAGGAAAUUAAAGGGAUAUUUCAGCAAGCAGAGAAAACAUCAGCACAAGAAGAGAAGGAACAAAAGAAAAAUAUGCGCCAACAGAAAUUCCUGGAAGAGAAAAACAAAAAUUACAUUUUUGACAUUAGUCAGUAUGAGGCAAAGCUGAGCAAAAUUCCAAUAUCAAAGAACAUCAUGCAUGGAUCUCUUGUGAAGCAGUGGACAGAACUUCAAGAUCUGGAGAAGAAGGUAAAUAGCUUGGAGAACCAAUUGAAAAGCUACACUCUCCCGCCGGACAUGUCUCUGGCCGAGGUCGUGGUCGAGGAAGCACGCCAAGAGUUAGCAGCCAUGAUGGCUAAAUUGGCUAGUGUUUGUAGUAAUUAGACCAACAUAUUUGUUUUUUUUCUUCUACCUUGCUAUAGGAUUACUUUGAAUAAAGCUAGUAUUAGAAAUG